CUCUCAAAUCAUCUAUCCGUCAUAAAUUUCAUAUCCAUCUUGUUAUUUCAACCAUGCAUUCUAUGUCAAAGCAAAAAAGUGCCACUCCCCUUUUCUUAUGCCCUGAUGCAAAAUUUCUAAGCGUAGAAGAUGAGUUUCACUGUAUACAAUUCGGAGAGUUAUUAUCAUCUUCAUCUGAUCACAUCCGACCUUUACAUCGAAAGGUCAACAAAACGUAUGCUAAAUUCUUCAACAAGUGUGCAGUUUGCGGGGAUCAAAUACUCCACAAUCUCGAGCCCCUGAUGUACAUCUGCAAAGAACCUUCUUGCCAUAUUCCAUCACUACAGCAUAGUUUCCACAGAGUGUGUAUCGAGCCGAUAUCAAAGCACCCAUAUCAUCCUAAGCAUACUCUCCGGCUUAUUUUUACAGAUCCAAAAAAAUUGAUGUGCGGAGUGUGUCACUGGAAGAUAGACACAAAUUAUGGAAGAUAUUCUUGCGUAAAGGGUUGCAAUUAUGGUGUUCAUUCUAAAUGUGCAACACGAGAAGAUGUAUGGGAUGGAGAAGAACUUGAGGGAAAACCAGAAGAUCCAUAUGAAGACAUUAGCUCCUUCAUUGAGAUAAGUGAGGGAAUUAUACAACAUUUAAGUCAUCAAGAUCAUCAUAUGAGACUCGAUGAGAAGACCGAUAGAGCUUUUGACGAGAACAAUUAUUGUCAAGCAUGCACACUUCCCAUAUGUGAUGAUAUUAUUUACAGUUGCAUGCAAUGUGAUUUUAUCCUCCAUAAAGAAUGUGCACAGCUUCCUCGGAAGAAACACCAAGUGACUCAUCCUCAUUCCCUUAGUCUACAAGUGGGUCAUCAAGGCUGUGCAUUGUUCGAAUGUAAAGCUUGUCUUCGUUCAAGCAAUGGAUUUGCGUACUUAUGUGAUGAAGAGGAUUGUGAGUAUAUGUUAGACGUACGUUGUGCUUCUAUAGCUGAGCCAUUGGAUCAUCGGUGUCAUCAGCAUCCCUUGUUUCUUACAUUUGAGCCCCGAUCUAAACAAAUAUGUUCGGUUUGCCACAAAUCUCGAGGUCAUCGUCUAAAUUGUGGAGAAUGUGGGUUUGUUGCAUGUUUUGGAUGUGCCACUUUACCCAAUAAGUUGAGGUACAAGCAUGAUGAACAUGUUCUUCUUUUUUCUUACGAAGAAGAGGUAAAUGGUCAAUACUUCUGCGAAGUUUGUGAAAAAGAAGCAAAUCCGAAGAAUGGAGUUUAUAUGUGCCAUGACUGCAACGUUACACUGCAUAUUAAAUGUCUACUUGGAAAAGACGUAAAUAUUAUGCAUGGUGUAGUAAUCGAGUAUCCUGAAGUGGAUGUUUCUAUUCUUCUCAAUGAUCGCCUUAGUCGCAACAUAUGUAAAAGUUGCGAUAAACUUUGUGAACACAAAAUAGUAUACGAAGUAUCUGGUUUUGAGAUAUGUUCUCUCAAGUGUAUGAAUUUUGUUGUACUAUAUUUUACCAUGUUUGCUUGA
This is a messenger RNA of Brassica oleracea var. oleracea, 1484 nucleotides long. RefSeq lists its product as uncharacterized. The record is from RefSeq and is a predicted model, not a curated record. The transcript is spliced from 2 exons. NCBI's taxonomy places the organism in Eukaryota, Viridiplantae, Streptophyta, Magnoliopsida, Brassicales, Brassicaceae. The coding region runs from base 54 to 1484 and encodes 476 amino acids.